AUGUCUCGUUUCAGUUUUACUGCACUUUUAGUCACUGUGCUUCUUGCACUGACUACAUUCAACUAUGUCUCUGCCGCUGUUGGUCCUCUUAUCACUGAUAAAGUUUACUUUGAUAUCAAGCAAGGUGAUGAGGAUCUUGGUCGUAUUGUCAUGGGUUUAUACGGUAAGACUGUGCCCAAGACCGCCGAAAACUUCAAGCUUUUGGCUACUGGUGAGAAGGGUUAUGGCUAUAAGGGCUCCAGCUUCCAUCGUGUUAUCAAGAACUUUAUGAUUCAAGGUGGUGAUUUUACUAACGGUGAUGGUACUGGUGGAAAGUCCAUCUAUGGUGCCAAGUUUGCUGAUGAAAACUUCAAGCUGAGACAUACUGGUCCUGGUGUCCUUUCUAUGGCUAAUGCUGGUCCUGACUCUAACGGCUCUCAAUUCUUCAUCACCACUGUCAAGACUAGCUGGUUGGAUGGUAAGCACGUUGUUUUCGGUAAGGUGCUUGAGGGUAUGGACAUUGUUACCAAGAUUGAAAACUGCGAAAAGGGUUACAGAGACAAGCCCAAGGUUGAUAUUGUCAUUGCUGACUCUGGUGCUUUGCCUGUUGAUGUUGUUGAGCAUGCUGAAUUAUAG
Messenger RNA from Mucor velutinosus, 615 nucleotides. RefSeq lists its product as uncharacterized. The transcript has 4 exons. Gene Ontology annotation, biological process: protein peptidyl-prolyl isomerization; protein folding. The coding region runs from base 1 to 615 and encodes 204 amino acids. The record is from RefSeq and is a predicted model, not a curated record. Gene Ontology annotation, molecular function: peptidyl-prolyl cis-trans isomerase activity. NCBI's taxonomy places the organism in Eukaryota, Fungi, Mucoromycota, Mucoromycetes, Mucorales, Mucoraceae.